AUGAUCGAUAACCAUACAGAGGCUCUGCCCUCUGAGCCUGUCAAAUCUCCCAUUGAGCGCAAGCCAGUGGGAGGAGGCAUCCCACCCAAAGAUCCCGCCGUCGAACGAUCCUCGACUCUUCCUCAACGACCUGCGGAAGACAUGAACGGAAAGGUGGUGGAUGCUACUUGCGACAACUGCUCAGUACCUCAAAGGAAGUCUACUUCUACGAGGAGCAAAUCCCCUCCAUCGCCCAUCAAGAUCGACAAGUCGAAGCCCGAGGAUUUUGAGGGCGAGCUUGCAACGAACAACGAGAUUCCCUCCCCGGAGACCCUUAGGAAGAUCGAGAACUACCUUGUUCUUGACCGCCAUGGCAAAUCACAUCCUUUCAAGACUCUCUACACUGGUAGCAACGUCGCACGACGCGUGCUCGUCAUCUUCGUCAGGCAUUUCUUCUGCGGUAACUGCCAAGAAUUCCUCCGCUCCCUGUCCGAAGCCGUAACUCCCGAAGCUCUACUGCGAUUGCCAGUCAGCACCUUCAUCGUUGUCAUUGGAUGCGGUGACCCCUCUCUCAUCGAUAUGUACGUCAACGAGACAGGAUGCCGCUUCCCAGUGUACACAGACCCGACAAGAUCCAUCUUCAAUAAACUUGGCAUGUCAAAGACGCUACAAAUGGGCACCAAGCCUGCCUAUAUGCGCCGAAGCAUGGCCCAUAGUAUUGUGGGUAGUAUAGUCCAGGGCGUCAAGCAGAUUCCCCAAGGAAACGUCCUCAAGAUGGGCGACCAGCGUCAAGUGGGCGGCGAAUUUCUCUUCGAACCCCAAGAUAUCCUCACCCCUGUAUCGACACCACGAAACGAAAAGCCACAGCCCGUAGGCGCAUUCGAAGAAGCAGAGGAACGAGGACCAGGCAAUAGCGGACAUGGGCACGAAGAGAAGAGAGUAACGUGGUGCCAUCGCAUGAAGACAACACGCGAUCAUGCCGAAAUCCCCGAGCUUAUCGAAGUACUGGGACUCGACCAGGCCGCAGCAGUACCUAGUGGCCGAGAAGCGAACCGCAAUUCGGUCACAUCGGCUCGCAAGGGCAAGGGACGUAGCAUGGCACAGGAGAUCAGAAAGCUGAGCGCCGAAAGAUCUAGAACAUCUGACGAGACAUGA
This is a messenger RNA of Fusarium coffeatum, 1134 nucleotides long. RefSeq lists its product as uncharacterized. The transcript is spliced from 2 exons. Lineage: Eukaryota; Fungi; Ascomycota; Sordariomycetes; Hypocreales; Nectriaceae. Bases 1 to 1134 code for a protein of 377 amino acids. The record is from RefSeq and is a predicted model, not a curated record.